AUGACGCUGCAGAGCCAGCUGUGGUCCCCAGCCAUGUGCGUACCCAUGGCUGAGAGCUCCCUCUACCGGCAACGGCUGGAAGUCAUCGCCGAGAAGCGACGCCUGCAGGAGCAGAUCAGCACAGCGCGCCGGGAGCUGGACGAGGAGAGACUCCGCGUGGAGCGGCUCAAGAGGAAGUCUGUCCGUGAACGCUGGCUCAUGGAUGGCACGGCCACCCAGGACCCCGCCCCCCAAGACCCCCAGUCGCCAGAGGGUCAGGCUCAGGCUCGCAUCCAGACGCUGGAAGACAGCUUGUUCACGCUCCAUUCGCAGCUGCAGCUGUUACAGAGUGCUUCUACAGGUGCCCAGCACAAGCCCUGGGGGAGACCCACCUGGCGCCGGCAGGGUCCGCGCCCUCUCUCCCAGCCAGCGAUGGAGAUGGAAACAGGCCUGGCAGGCCAAGCGACCGCGGACAGGAGGGCCUCCUUACCCCUGGAGCCUCUGGCCUCCCCACAGGCCGUCGUGGCUGAGCCCAGGGAGGAGGCAACUGAGGUUCAACCAGCGCCCACGCAGGUCCCAGAAGCCAACGGUCCCUGCCAGGCAGCCAGCCUUGCACCGGAGACAGAGCCCAGCCCGGCCAGGGCAGGGGUGGUGAGGGUGGUGUGGGAGGGACUGAGAGCCACGGAGGACAGUGCCACGGAGGCCACAGGCGCCGAGCUGGAGGCGCAGGUGGAGCAGGUGGUGCGGGAGGCCGUGGCCGAGCGGAGGGAGCCCCGCAGCCCCGAGCCGCCGGCCUGGGUGCGGCAGGACCAGGGCGCUGUGGAGGUGGUGUGGGAGGGCGUGGGGGGCGAGGGGUCGGGUGCGGCGCCCCAGGCAGGAGCCCCCCGGGGCGGCUCGGUGGGAGAGGACGGGUCCUUCAUCUGGGUGGACAGGGUGACGCUGAGUGAGGACUGGGAGGAGCUGCUGAUGGAGGGGCUGGAGGGGCCCGGGGGCGGCGGGGCGGGGGAGGCCUGGGAGGAGGAGCGCAGGCGCGCGGGGGCUGGACCCGAGGGGACCCCCCUGCACCCCGAGGAGCCAGCCCUGGGGGGCGGCGGGGCGGGGGAGGCCUGGGAGGAGGAGCGCAGGCGCGCGGGGGCUGGACCCGAGGGGACCCCCCUGCACCCCGAGGAGCCAGCCCUGGGGGGCGGCACGGGGGAGGCCUGGGAGGCGGGGACCCCCCUGCACCCCGAGGAGCCAGCCCUGGGGGGCGGCACGGGGGAGGCCUGGGAGGCGGGGACCCCCCUGCACCCCGAGGAGCCAGCCCUGGGGGGCGGCGGGGCGGGGGAGGCCUGGGAGGCGGGGACCCCCCUGCACCCCGAGGAGCCAGCCCUGGGGGGCGGCAGGGCGGGGUGGGGCGGCUCCGAGGCCACGCCCUCGGAGGAGGAGCCGAGGGGCGGGGCGGGGCCGAGAGGAGGGGCGGAACCAUUGGAGGCGGGGUCGAUAGAGGGGGCGGGGCAGCUGGAGGAGGAGCCUAUUGUAGGAGCGGGGCCAUUGGAGAAGGAACUAGGAGGAGGGGCGGAGCAGCUGGAGGAGGAGCCGGGUGGAAGGGCGGAGCCACUGGGAGAGGAGCCAGGCAGAGAGGAGGAGCUAAAGGGGGCGGAGUCACAUGAAGAGGCGGAGCAACUGGGGGCGGGAACAACCGGAGGAGAGGGCCCACUGGGGGAGGAGACAGGAGGGGAGGAUAAGGGAGGAGAGGAGGGGCCAAGGGGAGGGGCGGAGCCGCCGGGGGAGGAGACAGGCAGAGGGGCGGGGCCACCGAGGGAGGAGCCUGCAGGGGAGGGGGCCGGUCUGGGGGAGGAGACCCUGGCGGAGGAGGGGAAAGGAAGCGAGGAGGGUCUGCAGGGGCUGGGGGAGGAAGCACCGCAAGGGGCUGCAGCGGAUCUGAAGGAUUCCAGGGGAGGAAGUCCGCCCCAGGCUGAGGAAGUGAGCAAGGCUGAGCCGCCCCUGCAGGUGCAGCCCCCGGAGGAGCAGGAGAAGCAAAAGGAGCAGGUGGAGCCCCAGGAGGAGCAGGAGGAGCAGGCGGCAAGGCAGACUGGCCGCCUUGCCCAGGCAGCCCCAGAGCAGCCCUCGGAGCGCCAGCCAUUGCUGCAGCAGGAAAGGCCUGGGGCCCACCCAGUGCCCACCUACGCACCUGCCAGGCAGCCAGAGCCACCUGCCCCCCGCGAGGGCCAAGGGGCGGCCGGCCCGAAACAGAAGACGUGCCAGUGUUGUGCAGUGAUGUGA
Messenger RNA from Ochotona curzoniae (black-lipped pika), 2241 nucleotides. It is a transcript of the gene PALM3, whose product is annotated as paralemmin 3. Gene Ontology annotation, biological process: Toll signaling pathway; negative regulation of cytokine-mediated signaling pathway; regulation of cell shape. Lineage: Eukaryota; Metazoa; Chordata; Mammalia; Lagomorpha; Ochotonidae. Bases 1 to 2241 code for a protein of 746 amino acids. Gene Ontology annotation, cellular component: membrane. The transcript is spliced from 8 exons. The record is from RefSeq and is a predicted model, not a curated record.